AUGCUUCAAAACAAACAAAAAAUUUCACGUCCGCAACUUUUAGAAAUUAACUAUCGCGGUCGAAAAGUUCUUACUCCUCAUUUAAAAUUACAUUACGAUAUUGAAACUAAAGAAGUGAUUGUUCGUAUAAAAUCAGACAUCGGUAUUAGUUCUGAUGAUCCCACUGAUCUCGCUAUCGGUAUUGUAUCUCCCAACACUCCUGUUGAAGCUGAAGAAAAAACAAAUCCUUUUCUCUCUUUUCCAUAUAGAAAAAUUUUAGCCUCAAGAAAACGACUAAGAAAAAACCAUCUUCUGAUAAACCAAGAAGAAGAAGAAGUAGUAGAAAAAGAAGGAGAACAAGAAGGAGAACAAGAAGAUGAAGAAGAAGAAGAAGAAGAAGAAGAAGAAGAAGAAGAAGAAGAAGUGACUAGUUUCUUUCAUGUACCAUAA
This is a messenger RNA of Ceutorhynchus assimilis (cabbage seed weevil), 429 nucleotides long. The record is from the annotation of a GenBank genome assembly. NCBI's taxonomy places the organism in Eukaryota, Metazoa, Arthropoda, Insecta, Coleoptera, Curculionidae.